Messenger RNA from Aspergillus chevalieri, 2175 nucleotides. Its product is annotated as Hsp70 family protein. The record is from RefSeq and is a predicted model, not a curated record. Gene Ontology annotation, molecular function: ATP-dependent protein folding chaperone; ATP binding. The transcript has 4 exons. Lineage: Eukaryota; Fungi; Ascomycota; Eurotiomycetes; Eurotiales; Aspergillaceae. The coding region runs from base 1 to 2175 and encodes 724 amino acids.
AUGGACUUCAAGUUCAGCAGGUUCGGCUUCAGACGCAAGAAUCCGUCCUCAUCAUCCUCCAAUAAUACCACGCCCACCACAAGCGCUGCUCCUCAGAUUCCUCCAAUUCCGAACCAGUCGACUCAAACCCUCAUCGCCCCUCCUUCCAACGGUGCAACCUCACCCGGUUCCGCGCCCUCUCAUACCAGUUCGUCUUCAACCAGUCUUCCUAUGAACCCGAACCCGAACCCAAACGCUCUGGGGCGGCCCCCGAGUUAUAGCUACAACCGAUCCGCCAGCCCCAUGCCGCCCCAGCAGAUGCCGCACCACCCUCCGCCGCUCAAUACCAACGUUCAAUAUACCCAGCCCGCAAUGCAGCACAUGGGCGCACCGCCAGGCUACGGGUUACAACAACCUGUAGCGCAGCCAGUGCCUCCUAUGCCAUACGUGCGAAACCCUGCCGUGGAAGUCGAGGGAUCGGGUCGCAGCAAGGCACAGCUCAUCGUGGGUAUUGACUUUGGUACCACCUUCUCGGGUGUGGCCUUUGCCUUUGCGACAAACAAUGAAGCGCGAGAGGAUAUCAUUACCGAAUGGCCUGGCGCUGGCACCCAUACUAAACAAAAGAUUCCAACAGUACUAUACUACGAUCAAUACCAAAAAGUGGUAGGAUGGGGUCCGGAUAUCGCAGACGCUCUCGCUCCAACUGGCUAUCCGAAGCUGGGGGUACAAAAAGUCGAAUGGUUUAAGCUUCAGCUUAUGCUUUCGGGAAACACCUACAUCGAUCCCAUUAACCUUCCCCCCUUGCCUCCAGGCAAGUCGGAAAUCGACGUGGCGGCCGACUAUCUAUACAAGCUGCGACAGGCAAUGCGGAAUCAACUCCAAAAGACACUGGGAGAGGUAUUCACCCGAGAGGAGCGCAAUAUUCGGUAUUACCUUACGGUGCCUGCCAUCUGGAAUGAUGCAGGCAAGGCUGCGACCCGUGCUGCAGCCAUCCAGGCGGGAUUCCUGCGUGACGAAAACGACCCCCGACUGACGCUGAUCUCAGAACCCGAGGCGGCAGCUCUCUUCUGUGCCAAGACGGGUCUACUCAAUCUGAAAGUCGGCGAUGCCAUCUUGAUCGUCGACUGUGGUGGAGGUACUGUGGACUUGAUCGCAUACGAAGUGGAAGAGGAGCAGCCGUUCAGCGUGGCCGAGUGUACAGCCGGUUCUGGGGACUCCUGCGGUUCAACAGCUCUCAACCGAAACUUCAGUAACAUUCUGCGGGCAAAAAUUCGGAAGAUGAAGCUGCCUGAUGGCUCACGGACAGCCGGAAAGGUGUAUGCCAAGUGUAUCAUGGACUUUGAAAAUCGUAUCAAGGCAGACUUCCGCAACAAUGGUCAAAAGUGGGCUGUGGAUGUUGGUAUCGAAGCCGACUUUGCGGAGGCUGGCAUUGAGGAUGGAUACAUGACCUUUACCAAUGAGGAGAUUCUUCAAUGUUUCGAACCGGUCGUCAACCGCAUUCUAGAAUUGGUCCGCAACCAGAUCAUCGCCAUCCAGGCACAGAACAAGUCGCUUCAGAACGUGCUUGUGGUUGGUGGAUUCGGUGCCUCCGAGUACCUGUUCCAGCAAAUUAAACUCCACGUGCCGCCUCAAUACCAAUCGAAGGUUGUCAGACCCAUGGACUCCGUCGCAGCGAUCGUCAAGGGGGCUGUCACCGCAGGAAUCACAGAACGAGUCAUCACCCACCGUGUUGCACGUCGGCACUACCUCAUGGCUACUCUUCAGCCAUUCAAGGAGGGCUACCACCCUGAACAGUAUCGUGUGCCCAGCUUGGACGGUCGGGAUCGAUGCAAGUACACCAGACAGAUCUUUGUGCAGAAGGGCGAACGUGUCAAAAUUGGCGAGCCGGUCAAGGUCAGCUUCUUCCGACAGGUGGCACCUGGAGCGACCCUUAUGUACGAGGACAUCUUGUACGCUUGCGACGAAGAUGUCUGCCCUGAAUACACAAAGGAUCCUCGCAUCAAGGAAGUCGUCACCCUCACAUCCGACCUCUCGCGCAAGAAUCUCGAAACCGACUUCGAGCGCAUGGAUACCCCUCAGGGUACCUUCUACCGUGUUUACUUCGACAUCUACCUUACUCUCGACGGUAGUGAGUUCAGUGCGGAGCUUGUCUGCCAAGGAGAGAUCAUGGGCCGCUGCAGGGCCAAGUUCAAGUAG